AUGGACAGCACUGCAUCAGGCCUACAGAAGAUCCCCAAGCUUGAAUCCCCUGACCAAUAUAUCGAAUGGCACAGAGGGAUCACAGACUUCCUGAGCACUCACAACUACGGUCGACUCUUCAAUGCUCUCAAGGAGCCACCCGUCAGGUUGCAAUCGGACACUAAGCGCGAGUACGCCAAUGUCCUUGAGAAGUGGGAAGAGAAGCAGGACAACGCAUGUAAUUGCGUACGCGCCACCAUUGGCUUCAAUGCUCGAGAAACCGUCAAAUCCAUAGACGGGAAACCAUUCAACCGACUACAUAUCGUCCUAGAAACCAUUGAGGAACACUACAAGCCCACCGGGAGUGCCAAUUACCAGGAACUGGAUCGUAAAUACCAUGAGCUAUCCCUUGAAAACUGCAAGGGGGUCAUGAACUUUGCCUCAAGGCUCCAGGAAGCUAACAAUCAACUACUGGGGAUUAAUUCAACCCUUGGUUACAACUGUUGCGAUUGA
Hirsutella rhossiliensis is the source of this 492-nucleotide messenger RNA. RefSeq lists its product as uncharacterized. NCBI's taxonomy places the organism in Eukaryota, Fungi, Ascomycota, Sordariomycetes, Hypocreales, Ophiocordycipitaceae. The record is from RefSeq and is a predicted model, not a curated record. The transcript has a single exon. Bases 1 to 492 code for a protein of 163 amino acids.